AAUUAUGGCGUCGUAAAGUUUAUUUACGCGUAGAAAAUAUACCGUAAGAAAUUCCAGCUAAGCCGCGAGCGCCCUCUACGCUUUCUUUCCAUUAAAACUUUCAAGCGACUGCAGAUCGACGUAUUCGUUGCUCGGUUUUACGUCAAAAUGUCAGGAGGACUUGAUAUUCUAUCCCUCAAGGAGGAUGAUGUGACCAAGAUGUUGGCCGCCACCACCCACCUGGGUUCUGAGAAAGUCAAUUUUCAGAUGGAGCAAUACGUCUUCAAGAGGCGUCCGGAUGGUGUGCACAUCAUCAACUUGGGACGUACCUGGGAGAAGCUGCUCCUGGCUGCACGUGCUAUUGCUGCUAUUGAGCAUCUUUCUGAGGUCUACGUAAUCUCAUCUCGUCCCUAUGGGCAACGAGCUGUGCUCAAGUUUGCCAACUACACGGGUGCCACCCCCAUUGCUGGACGUUUCACCCCCGGUGCAUUCACCAAUCAAAUUCAACCAGCUUUCCGCGAGCCCCGUCUCCUUGUUGUGACUGACCCAUCCACGGAUCAUCAGCCCAUCAUUGAGGCGUCCUACGUCAACAUCCCCGUAAUUGCUUUCUGCAACACCGACAGCCCCCUUCGCUUUGUGGACAUUGCCAUUCCAUGCAACACCAAGUCCAUCUACUCCAUCGGUCUCAUGUGGUGGAUGCUGGCACGUGAGGUGCUGCGUCUCCGCGAUAAGAUUUCACGCGAGAAGAAAUGGGACGUCGUGGUGGAUUUGUUCUUCUACCGCGAUCCCGAGGAGGCUGAGAAGGAGGAGGCCGCUGUCAAGGAGCCACUCCCAGCUCCCAAGACCGAGACGGUGCAUGAGGGCGCUGAGCCAGUGGAGGAGACUACCAAUUGGGCCGAUGAGGUACCCGUUGUGGCACCAACAGUUGCCCCCACUGACGAUUGGAAUGAAGAAGAAGUCACCGUUACCGCUUCCUGGGGCGGUGGUGGUGGAUUCUAAGAAAAUUCGCCCACAAGGACAACUCAGCAGCCUACGUGGAUGUUGAUUUCAAUAAAAGGCGGUCGCACCUUCUUGGACACCGUCAAAUCCAAAAA
Lutzomyia longipalpis is the source of this 1073-nucleotide messenger RNA. It is a transcript of the gene sta, whose product is annotated as 40S ribosomal protein SA. The record is from RefSeq and is a predicted model, not a curated record. Gene Ontology annotation, biological process: cytoplasmic translation; ribosomal small subunit assembly. NCBI's taxonomy places the organism in Eukaryota, Metazoa, Arthropoda, Insecta, Diptera, Psychodidae. Gene Ontology annotation, molecular function: structural constituent of ribosome. The coding region runs from base 148 to 978 and encodes 276 amino acids. The transcript has 4 exons. Gene Ontology annotation, cellular component: 90S preribosome; ribosome; cytosolic small ribosomal subunit.